AUGCAGUUCUCACAAAUUGCCAUUGUCGCUCUUGCGACUGUCGCCCAAGCUGUCGAUGUUCAAGUCGUCGCUGUAGGUCGUAACGGCGCAACAAACGCAACAGGUCUCAGAUUCUGGCCCGAGAAGAUCACAGCCGAACCAGGAACCAUGGUGCAGUUCCAGUUCUGGACAGGAAACCACACAGUCACACAAUCUACUUUUGACGACCCUUGCAUGCCAAUUGGAAAUGUCAACCCCAGCGUUGAAGGUGUCUACUCUGGCUACAUGCCUGUCGCGGCUAGCAUGUCCAAGGGCAUGAUUCCUACUUACACAAUCACCAUCAAGGACAAGAAGCCCAUGUGGCUCUUCUGCAGCAAGGCUCAGCACUGCCAGGGCGGCAUGUCUAUGGUCAUCAACGAAGACUCAUCUUCCAACUCAACAAAGACCCUCACCGGCUACAAGGAGAAGUGCAAGGGCACCACAGUAUCCGAAGUCGUUCCUGUCAAGUCUGGCGGUGCUCCUUCUGGUGGCUCUGGUGGCAACGGUACUAUCCCUGGCUCCGGCUCCGGCUCCGGCUCCGGCUCUGGCGGUGGCAGCUCCGGUGGCGAUAGCUCUGGCGAUGACAGCUCCGAUGGCGGUAGCAGCUCUGGAGGUGACUCUUCUUCCGAUGAUGGCAGUAGCUCCGAUGAUGACUCUUCUUCUGACGAUGGCUCAGAUGACGGCUCCGAAGACGGCUCCGGAAGCGGCAGCGGCUCUGGUACACCUACCAGCGGCUCGCCCUUGACACCUGGAUCUGCAGGAACACCAACAGCCGGCACACCCGUUGUCACAGCCGGUGCUGCAGACCUCUCCGCACCUUUGUCGAUGCUAGUAGCAGUCGGUGCUGCCGCCCUCUGCGUGCUGUAA
Fusarium graminearum PH-1 is the source of this 885-nucleotide messenger RNA. RefSeq lists its product as uncharacterized. Bases 1 to 885 code for a protein of 294 amino acids. The record is from RefSeq and is a predicted model, not a curated record. The transcript is spliced from 3 exons. Lineage: Eukaryota; Fungi; Ascomycota; Sordariomycetes; Hypocreales; Nectriaceae.